Molecule: messenger RNA, 1221 nt
Organism: Xenia sp. Carnegie-2017
Lineage: Eukaryota; Metazoa; Cnidaria; Anthozoa; Malacalcyonacea; Xeniidae
Product: neuronal calcium sensor 1-like
Molecular function (GO): calcium ion binding
Source: RefSeq, a predicted model, not a curated record
CAAGCGGAUGUAGACAAUCACAAUCAUAAUAAAGACAAAAUGGUUUGGUUUUACGACAUUUAUACUCUCUUGCUCUUUGCCUUGUUUACUUAAAACUUGGGUAGAUUAUGGGGGGAAGUUCAAGUAAACUAUCUGCAGACGAGAUAAAAGAGCUACAGAAAGUUACUUAUUUCGAUAAAAGAAUUACAAAAUGGUAUCGUGAUUUUAUGAAAGAUUGUCCAUCGGGGGAAUUAAAACAGGAGGAGUUCCAAAAGAUCUAUCAACAGUUUUUUCCUUUUGGUAAUCCGACGUCUUUUUCCAAUUUUGUCUUCAAGGUCUUUGAUAAAAAUUCGGAUGGGUCAAUUAGCUUUGGUGAGUUUAUUACCGCGCUGUCUAUCACGUCUAGAGGAAGUUUAGAUGAAAAGUUGGAAUGGGCAUUUUCGCUUUAUGAUUUGGAUAGGGAUGGCUACAUUACCCGUGCGGAGAUGUUGAAGAUUGUCGAAGCUAUUUAUCUUAUGGUCGGGAAUUUAGCAAAUCUACCUCAGGAUGAAGACACUCCUGAGAAACGAGUUGACAAAAUUUUCAAGCAAAUGGACAAAAACAAAGACGGUCGGUUAACGAUGGAGGAAUUUUGCGAAGGAUCAAAAUGCGAUCCGUGGAUUGUUCAGGCUUUAGCUAUUGAUUUACCUCAAGAUGUGGAUCAAGCUGAAACAGAUAGUUAAUCUUACAUAUAGGUCCCGUCUAUUUAUUGAAAUGAAGACUAUUUAUAUAUUAACAUGCCACGUCAGUAUGUAUGUAUCUUUUUAAAUUAUUCACUGAUACAGUGAAUAUUCUAGAUCUCCUUCAAGGCGAUAUUUGUGACAGAAUGUCAGUUAUUGUAAAUACUGAAGAAGUAGUUCACUUAACGUGUCAUCAACGCGAUCCAUUCUCUGAGUAAUUGACAUUGUGUUCGGGGGGGGGAGAACAAGGAGUAACAUUUCUUCCUUGCAUUUUAAAAGAAGGCAAACGAAGGACACAGCUUUAUGGAAAAAUGAUAACAGUGAAAAACCAUUUUGUUUCAAAGAUCACUUUGUUUCGCCCAUUCUCCCUUCCCGUACACAAUUAGUUUCUGAGAAUUGUGAUUGUUUUAACCAUCACGUCUGUCUUGAAGCUACCGUGCAAAUAUAAUACUAUAAAUUCUACUAGUUCAAAUGUAUUGUAAAAACGAUGUAUAUUUUAUGUAAAAUAACACUAUAGCGUGAA